Orbilia oligospora ATCC 24927 is the source of this 981-nucleotide messenger RNA. RefSeq lists its product as uncharacterized. Gene Ontology annotation, biological process: mitochondrial phosphate ion transmembrane transport. The record is from RefSeq and is a predicted model, not a curated record. Lineage: Eukaryota; Fungi; Ascomycota; Orbiliomycetes; Orbiliales; Orbiliaceae. Gene Ontology annotation, molecular function: phosphate transmembrane transporter activity. The transcript has 2 exons. Bases 1 to 981 code for a protein of 326 amino acids. Gene Ontology annotation, cellular component: mitochondrial inner membrane.
AUGACGUCUAGAUCUAAUAAUCCCCUUGGCCCACCAGCCAAUAUCGACCCGAAGAGCUUACCUGCAUUGCAGAAAUAUCCCUUUGGCAAGAUCGAGCCUAAUUCACCCAAGUAUUUCUUGUCAUGCAUGCUCGGUGGAAUUGUCGCUUGUGGCCCGACCCACACUUUCGUCACACCCCUUGAUCUCGUCAAGACGAGACGACAGGUUGAUUCGAAGCUCUACAAAUCAAAUGUCCAAGGGUGGAAAUUGAUAUAUGCAAAGGAAGGGAUUAGAGGGGUUUUCACGGGUUGGUCUCCGACUCUUGUCGGAUACUCCUUCCAAGGAUUUGGAAAAUAUGGAUUCUAUGAGAUCUUCAAGCAUAUCUAUGGGGAUAAUAUUUUCCCUGGGAUGAAUCGCACAGUCGUUUAUCUUGGCGCUUCUGCGUCUGCUGAAUUCAUCGCUGAUAUCCUACUAUGCCCAUUCGAGGCGUUGAAAGUCAAGAUGCAGACCACUGUCCCGCCAUAUGCAAAAAAUCUGCGACAGGCGUGGGCAAAGACUACUGCCGAAGGUGGGAUGGCAAAACUUUAUGCUGGAAUUGUUCCAUUGUGGGGACGGCAAAUCCCCUAUACGAUGUGCAAGUUCGCCACUUUUGAAGAGACUGUCAACUUGAUUUACAAGAAAGGUUUGAGCGGCAGGAAGGAAGAUUAUGGCAAGUUGGUCCAGACUGGAGUCAGCUUUUUGGGGGGCUACAUUGCUGGCGUGGCAUGUGCCGUAGUGUCGCAUCCAGCCGAUGUUAUGGUCUCCAAGUUGAACUCGGAACGGAAAGCUUCUGAAUCUGCGGCAAGGGCGAUGACCCGAAUUUAUGGCAACAUUGGAUUUAGUGGGCUCUGGAACGGACUCCCAGUAAGAAUUGUUAUGAUUGGAACCUUAACUGCGUUCCAGUGGUUGAUCUACGACUCAUUCAAAGUGUACCUGGGUUUACCAACAACGGGAGGUCAUUGA